AUGACACAUUCACCAUCAUUAACAACAAAUAAAAGAUGUACAACUGGAGAACAUCUUCUUGAUGAACUUAAACAAGCGGCUAAUUCAAUUCCUCAAUCAUCAACAACAACAAGUGGAAUAGGUUUAGCAAGUCAAUAUUUUGUUGGAUGUUAUCCAUUAUUAUGUCGAUUAUUACGUGAUUCAUUAUCACGUCAACAAAAAUGCAAUAUAAGCCGUAGUUAUCCUAUACAUCAAAAUCUUUGCCCAAGUUACGUAAUCUAG
Molecule: messenger RNA, 261 nt
Organism: Adineta steineri
Lineage: Eukaryota; Metazoa; Rotifera; Eurotatoria; Adinetida; Adinetidae
Source: the annotation of a GenBank genome assembly